Messenger RNA from Phytophthora infestans T30-4, 591 nucleotides. RefSeq lists its product as uncharacterized. The coding region runs from base 1 to 399 and encodes 132 amino acids. Lineage: Eukaryota; Oomycota; Peronosporomycetes; Peronosporales; Peronosporaceae. The transcript has 4 exons. The record is from RefSeq and is a predicted model, not a curated record.
AUGCAGACACGCCGACAGAGAAGCGAGGCUCCCAUGGGGAAGAUCUGCCAGCUGAACGACACGCCCGACGAAGACGCUCGCUCUUAUGACGAGGAUAAGGAGAAUGAGGUGAAUGCGGUGAAGCCAGGGCGUAAGAGUAAGCGGAAGGAUGGCGCUCGGGCAGGGCUUGGCAAGAAGGUGCUGUCUAAGAGACAAAAGGUUGACAAGUCAACAGGGAAUACAACGAGCCAGGAAUCGCCGCCGAUCUUCGUCUUCAAAACGUCAAAAACGUCGUUCCGCAAGAGGAAGCAACUCAAACUUGAGCGACAACAAAACGAAGAUGAAAAUAACAAGAAACGUAUCGAGGACUUGGUUGCCUAUUUCAAGAAUUUAGACAAUCUGAAACUCGAGACGGCUUGAAGCGCUGUGAGUCGCUAGCGCCUGAAGCUGAUCGCAGUAUCGAGGACUUUGGUGACGCGUCCGAUUCUCUUCCGCCUUUUUAGCCAGUCGAGGGGCAUCAAUCACUACCGUUUCCUUGAGAACGUUGAAGACAGCCUCCUGCAUCCAAGCAUGAAUUAAUUACAUCUGAAAGCAGUAAAAAAAAUCCCAAAA